This is a messenger RNA of Monoraphidium neglectum, 480 nucleotides long. Its product is annotated as cryptochrome 2 (photolyase-like). Gene Ontology annotation, cellular component: nucleus; cytoplasm. The record is from RefSeq and is a predicted model, not a curated record. Gene Ontology annotation, biological process: entrainment of circadian clock by photoperiod; circadian regulation of gene expression. Gene Ontology annotation, molecular function: DNA binding; FAD binding. The transcript is spliced from 5 exons. NCBI's taxonomy places the organism in Eukaryota, Viridiplantae, Chlorophyta, Chlorophyceae, Sphaeropleales, Selenastraceae. Bases 1 to 480 code for a protein of 159 amino acids.
AUGGCGGGCACAAAGAAUGCAGUCGUAUGGUUCCGCAAGGGCCUGCGCCUGCACGACAACCCCGCCCUGCUCGCGGCGUGCGAGGGCGCCCAGCGCGUGUACCCGAUCUUCAUCAUCGACCCAAACUUCCUCCAGAGCAGCAACUACAAGGUCGGGGUCAACCGCUACAGCUUCCUGCUGGAGAGCCUGGCUGACCUGGACCGCAGCCUCCGCGCGCGCGGCAGCCGGCUGCUCGUGCUGAGGGGCAAGCCUGAUGAGGUUCUCCCGCGUGUCUUCAAGGACUGGCAGAUCUCCCAGCUGUGCUUCGAGGCGGACGUGGAGCCGUACGCCAAGGCACGCGACGCAACCGUGGCGCAGCUGGCGCAGGCGGCGGGCGUGCACGUCUCCGCCCACACCAGCCACACACUCUACGUGAGCCGCCGCUGCUGCAAGAGACGCGCCGGCACGCCCCUCUGCAUGGGCCUGGCGCUGCUGCUUUAG